AUGCGCGUCAUCAACCUCAUCCUCGUUGCUCUCAUGAGCAUCUUCGUCGACUCCGUCCUCGGCGCUGCUUGCUUCUCCGAAAAGGCCAGCGGAAGCUGCCUGACCAAGGCUCGUCUCGGAACCGCCAUCAACACCUAUUGCAAGAACAACUGGCGCCAGACCACCACCAACUGGCGUCCAUGGAAGGGUGCCAACGGCGCCAUGGGCCAGAUCGGUCAUCUCGGCGUGUUCAAGAGUGAAGCUGCCUGCCGUCGUCUCGGAAACCAUGUCGUUGACAAGUGCUAUGGCGGCCCCAAGGGUGGUGCUGCUGAGAAGGCCGGAGCUGCUAUCAACAUCAUCUGGUGCCCCUUUUCGUCUCAGUAG
This is a messenger RNA of Trichophyton benhamiae CBS 112371, 363 nucleotides long. RefSeq lists its product as uncharacterized. The transcript has a single exon. The record is from RefSeq and is a predicted model, not a curated record. The coding region runs from base 1 to 363 and encodes 120 amino acids. NCBI's taxonomy places the organism in Eukaryota, Fungi, Ascomycota, Eurotiomycetes, Onygenales, Arthrodermataceae.